AGCCACAACAGCACCAAACCAAACCAUCAUCCACAAUUAUGGCGACCAUGGUGGAAGAUCAGCUUUCGAUUGAUAUGAAUGAGGAUAAAGAUUCAGCUUUUCCAAUUACACACAAUUGGGUGGAUAUCACUCAAGAGUUUUUCGAAGCGAUUACAGAGUUAGAACUGGGAGAAUUGCUACAUGAUGAGUUAUUUGGAUUAUUUGAAGCCAUGUCUGCUAUUGAGAUGAUGGAUCCAAAAAUGGAUGCUGGCAUGCUGUGUAAUCGAGGAAACAACAAGCCUUGCACUUUUACGCAAGCAGUAGAUUCAGGAACAAUUAAAUUGGACAAUUUUACACCAGCAGAAAUAAUAGGAAUAAUUGAUUCAACAUAUGCAUGUAUAGUGUCCUGGUUGGAAGGUCACAGUCUUGCACAAACUGUUUUCACCAAUUUAUAUUUGCAUCAGCCUGGACAAAUACUAGACAAGCCCUUGAAGACUUUUUGUUAUGCAGUGUAUAAAAUAAUUGAGAUUAUCAAGGACUGCAUUAACAAAGCUUUGGUAUUUGAAGAAGAAGAUUUUCAAAGUGUCACCUAUGGUUAUAGAUUACAGCAAGACAUUACAGAACAGAAAACAAUAUCAAUGUUACGAGAAGUAGAGGAAGAGCUGCACAGAAAGAGCAGAAUAAAACUUGUGGAUGUUGAAUCUGAAAAAGAGUAUAAUGAUGGAAUAGCACUGUAUGCAAGAAUUCGAUUUACCAAAAUGUUCUAUCAAGUAUUAACACUAAUGGGUCGGAAACAACAGCUGCAGCAAAAUUUAAGCGAUUGUCAAAGACUAUUAUCAAAUUGCGCUGAUAUGCUUAACAUCAUGAUCGUAACAGUAAAUCGUGGAGAAAAAGCAGAUGAAGUUUCUAAUUAUCCAAACAUUAUGGGAUUCGAUCCGAUGGUGAAUCAACGAUUACUACCACCAACGUUUCCUCGAUACACCAAAAUUAAGCCAAGGAUUGAUACUCUAGAAUAUCUAAUGGAACUGAUAAACAGAUUUAAAAUGGUUACCAAGAUCACCAAUCACACCGGAUUUCACGCAGCCUUGGACUUUUUCUUAGAAUUCUCGCGUCAGAGUCCAUGCAUAUUGUCUAGAUCCAUGUUGCAAAUUGUUUACUUGCCUUCUACUAAUCGUGUCUUUGGUGUGCACAACUUUGCCGACGUUUUAAGAGAUGCCGCGCGUAAUUUCAUUGCGCCACCUGCGUUGAUGCCAAAAAGUACAUUGCUUCAAAAUCAUCAGGCCAAGGAAUAUGUCGACAGCUUUCUGUCUCACUGUGUUACUCUAUUUGGAAACCUGUUACAACUUAGUGGACAUAAUAGAGCAAGGCAGAGAGAUAAGUUGGCACAUUUAUUAGAAGAUUUCGCGACAUUGCAAGAUGAAGCAGAAAGAGUCGACGGAUAUUUGCACACUCUAUCUUUGAAGAACGAUCCACCUAGAGCUCACUUGGCUUGUUUCGGUACUUGGAUUUUGUACCACACAUUACGUGUAAUGGUCAUGUAUCUUCUAAGUGGUUUUGAGCUUGAGUUAUAUUCAGUGCACGAAUAUCACUACAUCUUUUGGUACCUGUAUGAAUUUUUGUACGGCUGGCUUGUAUCCGCAAUUACGCGAGCCGAUACGAUUUUAAUGGAACAGGACGUGCACAACGAUAUGCAUAAGGGCAGAGGUGGCAAGAAAAGUUCUAAAAAUAAGAAAAAGAAGUCUACUCCAAGGCCAUACAAUUUAGAAAUAAUGAUGUACCAGGCAUUGCAAAAUAUAUGUGGCGGAUAUUAUAAAGCUCUAGUCGGUUUCCGUAUGGACGGAAAAAUACCACUUCCAGAGAUGCAGUUUGAUUCCGAGCGAGUGAGAUACGAGCACAGAUUAUUGCCGUUUUCAACUUUGAUGACGCCACCGCCUGUGCACUAUCAAGAAUUUCUUGAUAUGACAAACGCGCAAAUGCAUAAAAGAAAUGAAAAAGUAACUAGUGAAAUGCAGUACGUUGCCGGUUGCCGACAUUUUCAUCAAGCUAGAAAUAUGUUAGAGCGCGCGUUAUUGCUUUAUCCAUCAAAUAGUUUAAUGGAAAACGAAAUUAACAACUUGUUGAAAGUAGCGAAAACGAACUUUGUGGUGCUGAAGCUAUUGGCUGACGGACACAAAAAGGACUCGAAAGAACCGCCAGUCUUCGAUUUCUCUUGCCAUCGGCAUUUUCCUUUAAUUAAAAUAACUUAAAUUACAUAUUGUUACUUUUUUUUAUAUCGUAAAGAGAAAAUGUUAUUUAUUUUUUCUGUCACAUAGAAAAAUGUCUGUCUCAUUUGAAAUGCUUUGAAAUGAUGAUCUCUAUACAUAUUUUUACCCUCCGUCAUUCGAUACAAAAAUAACAAACAAAUUUUUUUGAAAGAUUUUGAUUUUAAUUUA
Pseudomyrmex gracilis is the source of this 2411-nucleotide messenger RNA. RefSeq names its product N-alpha-acetyltransferase 35, NatC auxiliary subunit (gene Naa35). Gene Ontology annotation, biological process: N-terminal peptidyl-methionine acetylation. The record is from RefSeq and is a predicted model, not a curated record. Lineage: Eukaryota; Metazoa; Arthropoda; Insecta; Hymenoptera; Formicidae. Gene Ontology annotation, cellular component: NatC complex. Bases 39 to 2225 code for a protein of 728 amino acids. The transcript is spliced from 10 exons.